GGGAGACGGUCGGAGAUUAACAGUGCAUUGUGAAAGGUUGAGGAUGAGUUGGUGAAUCACAAUCCUCUCUCUCAGAAGCGGAAGUAAACCCCCAUUUCCGAAGUUUGAACGACGCAGCUGGACAUAUAAAUAGACUGCCCUCUUUCCUCAGCGCAUCGAAGAGAUGUUGCCUUGGGUUUUUGUCAUUCUUUAAAUAAUUGCAUUUAAAUGCAAACAGACAAUAUUAUUUUUCAAUGCAUGAAAAUGCCAUUGUUUUCGACAUCGGCCGCACUGACAGAUAAUGGAAUAUACGCAUUACGUUAAUACAGGAGUUUGCAACCGGCGUUCACCUCUUAACUAUAAAUUACUUAGCCAAAUCCAUUUUGUACUUCCUCACCAGCACAUUGUUUAAAUAAUCAAGAAUAGUCUUGCAAAACGAAUUAUUUUUAACUUAACAUAUAGAUACUGCGUGGGGUUGAGCUGCAGGCUUGUAUCUGACGAAGAGUGGGAAAUUGCGAUGCUCUAAUUUUGUUGUUUUUGAAAUGACAAUUACCAACAAGGUCACUGUCACCCCAUGUCAGGAAUUCGACUUUUUUGUCCAUGUUUGAAGCAAGGUUGGGAUGAGACUGUCCUCUCAAAUUUGUUGCAGUGUUCAUUGGUAUUCUACACUCUGUACUACAUGAUUGGAAGCGUUUGUUUUGGAGCAUUCAGACUUGAUUCAUUUGAUGGGUUGCUUCCAUUUGACUUUAAAACACAAGCAGAAAAGUCUAUCUCUAAAUAUCUAGUGAAUCUGCUAUCUAUGGAACUCACAUAUUUUACCAGUGGAAUCCUGUUUGCAAUAAUAGUCAGGAAGCGGGUGUGGGACUAUUCAAUCACAGUUACACUCAUCCACGUCAUACUGAGCUCUGCAGUGAUGGCUGAGUUUCCAUUAGCGUGGCAGUGGUGGUUGGCUUUGGGUGGUGGCUUGUUGAUGAUGAUCUGUAAUGGCCAGCUAGUGGUACACUUUGUUUGCCAAAACAAUCCUGCUUACUCUUCGAGUAAUCUUUGAGAGAAAAUGAUCAAACGGAGCCACAAAAAUCCAAUGUUCAAGAUAAUUUCCCUGGCUGCAUGACCUGCUAACAGGCCUGCAGUGAUUUUAGUGGUAUGAGAAAACAAAUCCACCAUCAGAAAUAAUUAGCGUUAGAUGUUUGAAAAUCACAACUUGUGUUUUAAAUGUCCGAUGUUUUGCCAGAGGAGGUCUGUUUUUCACACAAAAGCCAAGUGGAUCAUGGGCAGCUUAAAAGCAAGACUAGUGAUUUUAAAACCAGAUCUUUCUUGAUUUCUCCAAUAUUCUUUGAAUUUUGAUCAUUGUUGCUUUGUAAAGGUAGUUCCAUUGAAGGCACCAAGCAAGGAGGUAAUUUUAAUUUUGUCCAAUUCAGUGUGAAAUACAUCUGGUUGGAAAAUGUGGUAUCUAACCGGCAUGGUAAAGCAUCAGAAUUAGUGCAGCAGUACUAUGUCAGGAAGUAAUUGGGACCUCUUAUAAACAUGUCUGAUCAGGUCUUUAUGUGAAUAAUCCAACUGUACAGUAUUAAAAUGAAAACCAAAAGAGAAUAUAGUGUGUCAUGCUUAAAGAAUCAUUUGAGAAUUAAAGGAUCUCUUCAAAGAUAACUCAGAAGCAAAUUUUCUUUAUGCUAAAUUGAAAAGUUCAUGCAUUGUAAAUAAUAAAUAGGUUUAAAAUAGAAUCUAAGAACUCCCAAAAAUAUUAAUUCACAGUAUUCAUAUAAAAUAUGUAAACAAAUCUGUUGUUUUCCCACUUGGUAAAGAAAUUGUAUGCUCACAAAAGGUUAAAAUGUUUAAUAAUUACCUUUGAGGGGGGAAAUGAGGAAAUGACCACGCACUUCAGGAUUUUUAACCGUUUUUAUUGCAUUUGCUAAAUCAUUCAAUGAUCAAUGUCUUCCUUUACUUUUAAAAUGUUAAUAGGUAAUAUAUGGACUUCUAACAAAUUCAAUUUUAACAUAAAAAAUGUCCUUCAAGUUGAACAUUUCUUACCAUAUUCUGGAUUUAAUGCAAUUGAUUUCUUAACUGUAAUGGAUCGACAACUCUACCUUGUCUACUGAGUUUUUUAAAUCUUUUCAACAUUAUAAAAUAAAUUAUUUUUGAUCAAUUUGUUUGACAAACUACAUGCCCAAGGCAGGUGGAACUCAAAUCCUGACUAUCACUGUUACAGACAUGGGAAACUAUUCAGUUGUUAAUUUGAGUUUAGCUUUGCAAAGUUGGCAAGCUGCCAUCUUUUAUAACAUUUUGGUAUCUCUUGCUUUGGCAUUCUGACACAGUAUAUUGUAUAAUUCACCAAGUUUUAGCUAUCUUUAUCGAUAUUACAUCUGGGUUGAUUAUCUUACCCUUUAUCUGCUGUGAAGAGAAUUUUUUGUUGUUGGUUUAUCACUUAAAUGUUGAUGGUGGGGAAGUGGUGUUGGUCAAUGGUUGCUAAGUAAACAAUAUUCUCUUUUACUAUUGACAUCAAAUUUAUACAAUAUCUUGUGCAGACAUAUGGGACUCAAGACUGGAAAAACUGGGUGCCUAUUCACUGUUGAAUUUGAGAGUUACCUGGAUGUAUUAAUGUUCAAUAAAAGGCAUCUUGAAUUUUCA
This is a messenger RNA of Stegostoma tigrinum, 2604 nucleotides long. Its product is annotated as transmembrane protein 244-like. The record is from RefSeq and is a predicted model, not a curated record. The transcript has 6 exons. NCBI's taxonomy places the organism in Eukaryota, Metazoa, Chordata, Chondrichthyes, Orectolobiformes, Stegostomatidae. Bases 554 to 1027 code for a protein of 157 amino acids.